Molecule: messenger RNA, 2871 nt
Organism: Lizanozyma spartinae
Lineage: Eukaryota; Fungi; Ascomycota; Pichiomycetes; Serinales; Debaryomycetaceae
Gene: LYS144
Product: Lys144p
Exons: 2
Coding region: 1-2871 (956 amino acids)
Biological process (GO): positive regulation of transcription by RNA polymerase II
Cellular component (GO): nucleus
Molecular function (GO): zinc ion binding; transcription cis-regulatory region binding; DNA-binding transcription factor activity, RNA polymerase II-specific
Source: RefSeq, a predicted model, not a curated record
AUGCCAGAUGGUGGUGAUGGCGAAGGCGAGAAUGAAACCAAGACCACAUCUCGAAUACCAAUGAAGAAAAGGAAAUACAGUAGAGGUGGAUGCAUGGAAUGCAAGCGACGCAAGAUCAAAUGCGACGAAGGCAAACCCUUUUGUUUCAACUGCACGAAGGUUAGAAAGGAGUGUACUUACAUGGCAAAGAAGUUUACCUUUGAGCCGGUGGAAGUGUCUAUAAAGAAGGAUGCAACCAUGAGUUAUACUAUGAGUGAAGACAAUAAUAAGCUACUACUGGAAUCACCAAAGACUCAAAGUCAAUUACCUCAGUUACAGCUUCAUUAUCAACACCAACCUGUAUCACUUCCUGUUGAACAUGGAGGUGGUGGUGGGAGGCCACUGCCUCCAGUACUUCCAUAUUCUAACGCGAAUACCCCCAACAAUCAGCAACAAAUGUACGGACAACCUCCUGUACCCCAACCUGUGUUACAGCAAGCUUCUAUAUCACAACCUGUGUUACAGCAAGCUUCUAUACCGCAACCUGCGUUACCACCACAUCCGAUUCCAAUUCUACCCCCAAGCGAUAAUGGACAAUUUUACCAAGCUCCAGGAUCAGGACCAAGACCUUCAUAUAUUCUCCAGAACAUCGCCCCACCACCUCCACAACAACAGCCACUGCAACUGCCUAUGCAGAACAUAUCACCCAAUUAUCCCAACCAAGUGGGUCCAUUCCCUCCUCCACUGAUGGAGCCCGGUGUUAGUCAGAUCUCGUUUUCCAGCUCUAUAGCGUUGCCUAUUCCGGACGUGGCCAUGGACCCCUUAUUCACCGAGGCUUUGGAAUUGGCUACAGACAUUGGUGACUUUCUACAUGAAGAGAGCUUUGUUCCGAGCUUACAGACGUUUGACUCCAACACUACGGUGACGUCGCUUUCUGUGGACUCCAUUGCUCAGAACUUGAAUAGCAACAACAGCCAGCCAAACAUCUUGAACGACCAAGGGCCAGUGGAUGCAACCUCAAACGUAAACGAAGCAAACAAUGUAAACGAAGGCGACCAAGGACUCGGUUCGAAUGUUCGAAUGGACGGGAACAAGUCUAGUGGUAAGAAGAAGCUGAAAAGCAUCAGAAUUGGGAACAAUGCGUUACGUGAGUUCAUUCAUCAACAUCAAAUUGCGUUCGUCGACUACAACAGUGAGCCAUAUGGCGUUUCAACGCAUGACGCCUUGGAUGAAGAUAUCCUCCACAAUUUGGAGACCUUCAAUGUCGAGCAGUUUGCUAAGGACGUCGUCGCUGACUACAGACUGAAGACCAGUGUUCCUAAGUAUGCCUGGCAUCCAGAUCUAUCUGUGCCCAAUGACUCUCUAAUCGAUGCCGUUGCCCAAGAUAACCCUUUAUUCGAGAAGCACUUGCCAUACUUAAAGAUCUUGACAAACACGCCCUUGUCGUAUCACUUAUAUCCGUUUGCAGAGUCUAUUGAGAGCAACGAAGUGCUGAAGAUUCUUUUGACCAAUCUGAAGCAUUCACCGUACUUAUUAGCAUCAUUAUUGGCCAUGUCAGCCACUUUCCAGUACAACCAAUCAGGAGCCAAGAUUCACGAGCAAUUAAGGUUCAAAUACGCCACCUUAUGCUUAAUCUUAUUGGGAGAUGCCUUCUCACAACAUAUAGCCAAAGAUAACACCACCAACUUUGAAGAAGCCGUCCCUAAAAUAGAAAACUUGGUUCUUACAGUACUUGUGCUAACGUCUAUAUUUACGGCCAUAGCAUAUUCGUCCAAAAGGAAAUUCCUAGAUCAUUGGAAGGUUCAUUUAAGAGGUGCAAAGGACUUGCUCGUAAAUUAUUUACGACUUUCAAAGACUAACAACAUCAAACGAGUUUCGUUUGGAAUGGCUUUGGCGCUUAUUUGGUUCACCUCUAUCGAAAUGAUAGCCAUAUUAACAGCAGAAACAGCUGGAGUCCUUCGGGAGGAAUCUCAAAUCAAUGACAUAUUCAAACUAGCAGGUGAUUUCAAUGGAACAAACACCAAAGACAUCCAUGAUGCGCUACAACGACUGAGAUUACUUUCCAAGACUCCGAAGGAAUUCAAUACUUAUUUCGGCCAUAGCAACGAUUCCUUUGAACUUAUUGCCGAUAUAUGUCGAGAGAGACUACGAAUAGUCGAUAACCAUGAGAUACUGUGUCGAAAGUUAACCCAGAUAUGUGCCCGUAUGGAUGCAGCACGAUCUACCCCAGUGAUACCUCUUUGCGACAUGGAGACAUUUAUUGUCCCCCCCGAGUCCCCUUUGCAUCCGCAGAAUAAAGAAAGCUCCACCUAUAACAUAUCAAUGGCAGCGUUUGGUGAAGAGGUUACAGGUGAAGGGAAGACCAUAUAUUAUUCGUGGUUUGAUUUAGUCGAACAACUACAUUUAGAUUAUGUGUUUUUUAAAGUGUUAACCAUGAGAAAAUUGAUGCAUCUUCCCAGAGUUCAUCCAUUAGUUCAAGAUAUGGUUCGGCUGGUUUUAAAGGCUACAUUCUUUAUCAAACGGAAGACGGACGAUUCGUACUUGCAGGACAAACAGUCUAAUAAUAUUUUACUUGAGACCGCAAGAUUCUACCUUCCGGCAACAUUAUUUGAUAUGCGGUGUAUCAUGGUCCAGUCACCUUUAAGAAUUGCCGGUAUAUGUUCUUUUGAUGAUGAACAAUUAGAACAAGUUGAAAUAUUUUUUAUGGGGUGCGUCAAAUUAGGUAAUGGAAGUUCAAUGAGUGCAUUGCAUGCUAUUAGCAAACACCGAGAGAAAUUAAAGUCUGUUAAAAGCCCACUGACUGCUUCAGAUGCUACUAGAAGUACUUAUUUGGAAGACGAUCUUAACGAAUACAUGGAAAUCGAUGGGAAGGAAGCAAUUGCUUUUGCUUAG